Molecule: messenger RNA, 4545 nt
Organism: Lacerta agilis (Sand lizard)
Lineage: Eukaryota; Metazoa; Chordata; Lepidosauria; Squamata; Lacertidae
Gene: ULK1
Product: unc-51 like autophagy activating kinase 1
Exons: 28
Coding region: 95-3232 (1045 amino acids)
Biological process (GO): protein autophosphorylation; autophagy; positive regulation of autophagy
Cellular component (GO): cytoplasm; autophagosome
Molecular function (GO): protein serine/threonine kinase activity; ATP binding
Source: RefSeq, a predicted model, not a curated record
CCCCCCCACUUUUCAACUAUAUAUAUAUAUAUUGUUGCUAUUGCUACCAAGCUCCUUCUCGCCGUUCACACUUGAGGCCCAAACGUGGAAAGGCAUGGAGACGGUUGGGAAAUUUGAGUUCAGCAGGAAGGAUUUGAUCGGGCAUGGAGCUUUCGCCGUCGUUUUCAAAGGGAGACACAAAGAGAAACCUGAAGUGGAGGUAGCAAUAAAAUGCAUCAACAAGAAAAACUUGGCAAAAUCCCAAACUCUCUUGGGAAAGGAAAUCAAAAUACUCAAGGAACUGAAGCAUGAAAAUAUCGUUGCCUUGUACGACUUCCAGGAAAUGGCCAACUCUGUUUACUUGGUUAUGGAGUACUGCAAUGGUGGAGACCUGGCAGAUUACUUGCACAGUAUGAGGACCCUCAGCGAAGAUACGAUCAGACUCUUUCUGCAGCAAAUUGCCGGCGCCAUGAAGGUGCUACACAGCAAAGGGAUAAUCCACCGGGAUCUGAAACCUCAAAACAUCCUCCUUUCUUUUGUGGGGGGCAAAAAAUCGAACCCCAAUAACAUUCGCAUUAAGAUCGCUGAUUUUGGAUUUGCACGAUACCUGCAGAGCAAUAUGAUGGCUGCGACUCUCUGUGGCUCCCCCAUGUACAUGGCCCCAGAAGUCAUUAUGUCCCAACACUACGACGCCAAAGCUGACCUGUGGAGUAUUGGCACCAUCAUUUACCAGUGUCUGACUGGAAAAGCCCCCUUCCAGGCAAGCAGCCCUCAAGACCUUCGGCUCUUCUAUGAGAAAAACAAGAUGCUCAUGCCCAACAUUCCAAGGGAGACGUCAGCCCACCUGAGGCAGCUGCUGCUAGGACUCUUGCAACGGAAUCACAAGGACCGCAUGGACUUUGAUGAAUUUUUCCAUCACCCAUUCUUGGAUGCAAGUGCCUCUAUGAAAAAAUCUGCUUCUGUGCCAAUGCCUUCUUAUCCGAGCUCUGGGUCUGGGAGUUCGUCCAGCAGCUCUUCCACGUCCCAUCUCGCAUCUCCUCCCUCCCUUGGAGAGAUGGCACAUCUCCCCGAGAAGGCUUUAGCCUCUCCUACCCAGCCCGGCUUCCUUCAUGGGUCGAAGGAGUCGGCUGGCUGCAGCAGCAAGAACUCCUCCUGCGACACCGACGACUUCGUCAUGGUGCCAGCCCAGUUUGCAAGUGAUAUUGCUGUGGAGGCUGCAGGAGGAAAAACUAUCCAGGACAGCCUGAUGUGUAGUGGGAGUUCCCUGGUGGCUUCAGCAGGCUUGGAAAGCCAAGGAAGAACUCCAUCUCCUUCCCCUCCUUACAGCAGCUCUCCAAGUCCAUCAGGCCGGCCUGGGCAGUUUUCAUCAGGCAGCAAACAUGGGCAGUCGGUCCCCAUCCCAGUCCCCACGCAGAUCCACAACUACCGGCGGAUUGAGCAGAACCUUCAAUCUCCUAAUCAAUACACUUCCCCACGGUCUGGAACAGUCAGAAGAUCAAGUAGCAGCAACAGCCCACUUGGUUUCAUGAAGGCCAGCCCUUCCCCUCCUUUUGCUGCUGGGGAGCACGGAGCUGUCCCAACCUCCAGAAGGUUCUCCUUUGGGGGCGCUAAGCCUUACACGCCAUCCCCACAAGUUGGAACAAUUCCAGAGCAGCCUGACCAGACCGUUCUCCCUUCUCCUCCCUUUGGAACAGAGAUGAGAAGUCGGGUGCCCAUACCUGGUGCCUCAGUGCCUGACCCUUCCCCUCGAGGGAUGGGCUCCCGUCUCCACAGUGCUCCCAACCUGUCAGAUUUGCAUUCCUGCCGGCAGAAGAUUACAAAGCAGUACUCUGAUCCUCUGGUUCCCCAUUUCAACCAGGCCGCUGCUGGCCAGCCAGCACAGACACACGGCCUGCAACCUUGCCGCCCACUGAGGUCCUCGCCAAAGUUCUCCGAGUUUAUGCAGAGGAGCCCCUUGCCAACCAUAAUGGGCUCUCCAACAAAGGUCAUGCCUCCUUUUGAGUUCAACAAAACCCCAAGCUCCCAAAACCUGCUCGCCCUCCUGGCGCACCAGGGCGUCAUGAUCACCCCGACAAGGAACAAGACUCUGCCAGACUUGAAGGACAUGGGUCAUUUCCACUGCCAGCAGGCAGGCCUAGGAUUGAGGCCUAUGGAAGAAGCCAAGGGCAGGUCGCUCAGCACCGGUCGCCUCACUGAUCUCCUCCUCAAAGCUGCUUUUGGGGAAGCUGGAAGCAAUGACAGUUUGAACAAUGAGAAGCCCAUGGAAAUCACAGCGCCUUCUGCUAUCUGUGGAGGAAACUUACACUCUGGGGCCAGGGAUGGCGGGUCUGCAAGCCCUUCCCCAGUGGUCUUUACUGUUGGUUCCCCUCCCAGUGGGACAACCCCACCGCAGACCACUAGGACCAGAAUGUUUUCAGUGGGAUCUUCCAGCUCCCACAGUUCGGGAGGGUCUUUCAGCGGGCGGCACUUCAUCAUGAGCACCGGCAGGGAUGUGCUCGAAGCCUCAUCGGGCGUCAGAUACACUUUUGCCGACCCCAUCACUGCCAACCUGGAGGGAGCGGUCACCUUUGAGGCCCCCGAGCUACCGGAGGAGACGCUCAUGGAACAAGAGCACACGGACAUCCUCCGCAGCCUGCGGUUCACCCUGGCCUUUGUCCACUACGUGAUGGAGAUAGCGGCCGUCAAAGGGAAUGCCAGCGAGAUGAGCAGCUCGGUAGCCUCCGAGUACCAGCUCCAGGAAAGCGUCGUGGCCGACCAGAUCAGCCUGCUCAGCAAAGAAUGGAGCUAUGCAGAACAGUUGGUGCUGUACUUGAAAGUAGCAGAGUUGCUGUCCGCAGGCCUGCAGAUGGCCAUAGACCAGAUCCGGGCAGGCAAGUUGUGCCUCUCCUCCACCGUCAAACAAAUUGUGAGGAAGCUCAACGAUCUGUAUAAAUCCAGUGUUUCCUCCUGCCAUUGCCUGAACAUGAGGUUGCAGAGGUGGUUAUUGGACAAGCAGAAGCUCAUGGAUCGCAUCAACAGCAUCACAGCCGAGAAGCUCAUCUUCAGCCACGCCGUGCAGAUGGUUCAGGCAGCAGCGCUGGAUGAGAUGUUUCAUCACAGAGAAGAUUGCGCACAGCGAUACCACAAGGCACUGCUGCUCAUGGAGGGGCUCUUGAACAUCAUCACUGAGCAAGGCGACAUUGAGAACAUUAAUAAAUGUAAAAUGUGUAUUGAACGUCGGCUGUCGGCUCUAUUAUCCGGCAUCUGUGCAUGAGGAAAAUUGCCCUUAACUCUGCAGGUGAUCAUUUUCCGUCUCUUAAGCACCUGCUACCAAGAUGGCAAAGCACUGUAUGGGCAAGCCUGUCCGCAACAAAUUUAUCGGACGUCCGUGGUGGUUUCCCUGUUUUGGCGUCCUUCGAAGAGAACUUCCCCUGGGUCGGACAUGGAAUUGCUACAAUCUUUUUGUGUGUGUGUGUGUGGCCACAAUACAAACCGGGGAAAGAUGAUGGUCGAUACAGAAGGCUUGUUCCCCUUGCCCUUGUUUUCGGAGAGCAGGGUUGCUGCUGAGCUGGCCUUGCCUGGAGCAUUGAGGUCCACUGCUGGCGGUGAAUGAUCCAGACAUUUCUGCUCUUGGAAUGAAAGAGGUCUCUCCGAAAGGGGGAAUGUCCCUGUCGGCCAGUUCUGCAAUCCAAACCCUCGCCUGCUGAUAGCCAAUCACUUGGGAGCACUGUUCCUACUACGCCUCUCAUUGCUCGCUGUAUGGGAAGAGCAACAGCGGUUACGUGGCAGGCGUGAAAGCCAGAAGCUCACCUUGCUCUGAGUAGUCGUGGCUUCUUGUGUUACUUUCCCCCCGCUGCACUGCUGGAAAGUCUUGAGUUCAGAGUCCCUCACCUACAUGACGGACAGAAGCAACGGUGGGUUGGGGUGGGAAGCAGUUCCUCAUUUCCUAAGUGGACAUGGGCAGAGCUGAAGAAAGCUUGUAUAUGCAGACUGGAGCACUGGGACUUGGACUCCAAACUCUCUUGCUUUGGUCUCAAGCAGCCAAAAUGUUUUUUCUUCGCCCCAAAGGGAGUCGUUCAGUAGAUGCAUGGUUGUAGCCCUCUCCUCCCAUGGCCUGCGUCUCUUAAGCAUGAGAAAGCAUCUGUGCUGCUCUUGGCUGCUGCCCAGAUAAGCAAUCCCUCCUCCCAGAGGGGUGGGAAAGCAAUAUAAGAAAAACACACAUACUAGCUUUGUGAAUCAAAGGAGCACUUUACGGACAACAUGAACCUGAGCUUUGGAUACUUGGCAGCCCCACAGUGAUCCAAAAAACGUGCAACUUCUAGGAAUGCUGUUCCCCUGCCUUUCGCCCGCCCUCCCAUUGCCUCAUGCGUUGUUGAUUGUUUGUCCGUUGGGUGGUUGUUGUGGUUGUUUUAAAAGAAAUUGCACUACAAGUGUGUAUGUGUUUUUGUGCGCGUGUGUAUACAUACUCAUAUAUAUUACCAAGUUAAUAUAUAUUAAUAUGUAUAUGGUAUAUAAUAUAUAAUGUCACUCUGUGUUAACUGUACUGUAUUUUAUGCUUGUGAGGAGAAAAAGAAAAUUAACAAUCAA